This is a messenger RNA of Sus scrofa (pig), 7010 nucleotides long. RefSeq names its product PEST proteolytic signal containing nuclear protein (gene PCNP). Gene Ontology annotation, biological process: proteasome-mediated ubiquitin-dependent protein catabolic process; protein ubiquitination. The record is from RefSeq and is a predicted model, not a curated record. NCBI's taxonomy places the organism in Eukaryota, Metazoa, Chordata, Mammalia, Artiodactyla, Suidae. Gene Ontology annotation, cellular component: nucleus.
GCCUCUUCCACGGCUGGCUCCGAAGCUCAAUGGUUGCUGGGCAGGGCCGUGACGUCUUUGGCGUGGCUGCAGGGGAGGCCGCGGCGGGGAAAAUGGCGGACGGGAAGGCGGGAGAGGAGAAGCCUGAGAAGCCGCAGCGAGCUGGAGCCGCCGGAGGACCUGAAGAAGAAGCAGAAAAACCUGUGAAAACUAAGACUGUUUCUUCCAGUAAUGGAGGGGAAAGUUCCAGUCGCAGCGCUGAGAAACGAUCAGCUGAAGAAGAAGCUGCAGACCUCCCAACAAAGCCUACAAAGAUCUCCAAGUUUGGAUUUGCCAUAGGUAGUCAGACGACAAAGAAAGCUUCAGCCAUAUCCAUCAAACUUGGCUCAACUAAGCCUAAAGAAACUGUUCCAACUCUUGCUCCAAAAACCCUUUCAGUAGCAGCAGCUUUUAAUGAAGAUGAAGAUAGUGAACCAGAGGAAAUGCCUCCAGAAGCAAAGAUGAGGAUGAAGAAUAUUGGAAGGGAUACACCAACAUCAGCAGGACCAAAUUCCUUCAAUAAAGGAAAACAUGGGUUUUCUGAUAACCAGAAGCUAUGGGAACGAAAUAUAAAAUCUCAUCUUGGAAAUGUCCAUGACCAAGACAAUUAAAUGAUGUGUUUUGAAAUUGGGGUGUGGGGUGGGUGUAAAGUUAAAAGGAACAGUUUCCUUUUUUAAAGAAUGGUAUAAGACUAUCUUUGGAGCCGCCUUUUUUUUUUUUUUUUUUUUUAAGAUUGAAUGGUACACUAAUAAAUGAGAAUUUAAAAUUAGAGGUAAUUUAUGUUUUAUAUGCAGAUUUCAAGACAUUUACUAAUUUUGUAGUUUCAUGUGAUUAGUUUCCAAAGGUUACAGAUAAUAAAAAAUCAGAAAUGGUACCUUUCUAAGAAUUGCAUAUUUUUUUAGACACAACUAUUAGCACAUUAAGAGGGAAGCAAAAAGUUAUUGUCUAUUGAAACUAUAGUUAAUUAGUUUCUAACUUAACUCCCUUAUUAGCCUAAACUGUCUGGCUCCCAGGAACAGCCUUAUAAAGAAGGGAGUGUUACAUUGGGAGGAAAAUGUUACUGGACUAUUGACUGAGAAAGUAAAUUAGUUAAAAUUAAAAUACGGCUUUUUUUCCUAAUGGGCAUUUGUUUUGUUUCGAGUCAUCAUAAACUAGUUAUUGCAUUGCUAUCAGUGGAUAACAGAUGCUUAGCUCUUUAAAAAGAAUAUUUUAAAAUUUUAUGUAAACUGUUGAGUAUUUAAGAUAGCCCACUUAAUUUUAAAGGGUCUUGUCUACCUUCAUUAGUUUUCAAAGAACAACCAUUUGCUACCAAAGUAAAUCAGUAUUUUGAAUGUGCUUCUCUUGGUUUUGUCAUUAGCUAGUUCCUGUAAGCAUUUCCAUCAGAUCUUGAGGCAAAUCAUAAGGAAGCUGUUUCUUUUAAAAUAGCAAACCACCACCAAAAAUUUAAAUGUACAUAGUUAAAUAUUUGGCUGUUCUUAUUUUUUAAAGGGUAUAAACACCAAAAAAAAAAAAAAAAGGGUAAGGUUGUAUGAAGAUGGAAAAUGAGAAAGACGCACUUUCUGUAACUCUAUCAAAGCAUUUAAGUUACUAACUUGUGAAAUCCAAUUUGAUUCGAACUUAUUAUAGGAAUCCUUCUUUAGCACAAUAAUAUGGUUUAUUUUAACUGUAUACAUAUUAACCAGUGGCCUCUCAAAAGCACAUUUUAGAUACUGAAAAUAGAAGGAAAGAAAAUGCAUCUUUAAACAUAUUUUAUGGAAUCUUUGACCACAUAUACUUUGUUAAGCUAUGUGUUGUAGGAUUUGUGUUUACUUUGUAUUUUUGUAUUGUAUAUGAAUUCUUUUUUAAUGUGACAGUUAAACACAUCUUUAAAAGCAUAGUCACACAUAAAAGAAACAUAUAGUAUAAUGAUAUCCUUGAAAACUCCUACAGUGUUAAAUUUGGAGGCAGCUUCAGACUACUUGAUUGGUGGUAAUUACUCACUGAGCUCUUUUAAUAGGUAAUAGCUCUAGAGAAGCAGCCUGUAUAUAUCCCUAAUACUUUGUUCACUUGCAGUUGAGUUUAGAGUAAGCCCCAAGUAAAACAAUGGAAAUGUAUAUAGAACUAUUAGUUCUUACUUACAUGAUUUAACUAUAUCAAGAUAAAUGAAUUUAACUUGCUUUAAUGUAGGCAAACUUGCCGUUUUUGUUCAUUUUAAUGUUUAUGUUCAAAUAACAUCCCUCUCCUACAUUUUCUUUUCUUGACUCAAAUAUUAACCUAAGGUCAAGAUAGGAGAGAGAAACGACUGAGAUGAAUGUCUUUACUAAAAUACCAAUAAAUUUGUCAAACUCAAUUAGUGUUCUUAUUUUCUAUUCCAUGUAAUUGUUGCCGGUUUAUUUGUUUUAAACAAAGAAGAGACGUUAUUGUUGCUCUUGCCCAGAUUGUUGGCCAAAGAUGGGAAAUUUAGGUGUUCCCUGGCGGCCUAGUGGUUAAAGGAUCUGGCAUGGUUACUGCUGUGUCUCUGACCCAGGAAUUUACACAUGCCAUGGGUGCACAAAAAAAAAUAAAAAAUAAAGAUAAAAAUAAAAUAAAAUAAAAAAAGCGGAGAUUUUAAAUUAUUUGAGGAGUUCCUGUUGUGGUGCAGCAGAAACGAAUCUGACCAGGAACCAUAAGGUUGCAAGUUUGAUCCCUGGCCUUGCUCAGUGGGUUAAGGAUCCAGAGUUGCUGUGAGGUGUACUGUAGGUCGCAGACAAAGCUCAGAUCUGGCAUUGCUGAGGUGUAGGCAGCUAUAGCUCCAAUUACACCCCUAGCCUGGAAGCCUCCAUAUGCCACAGGUGCAGCCCUAAAAAGCAAAAAAGAAAAAAAAAAUUGGGUUUACCUAACUUAGCAUAUACUUCUAGAACAUUACAUUAUCUCAGGUUGGAAAAGACCUAAUCCGAAUCCCCUUUCUCUACUGCCUAAGUGGUUGGCAAUUGCAUGCUAUAAAAUAUCCUGCCAAGGCAUAUCUUUGAGUAUCUCUAAAUGUUAGAAGGUAUUCUCUUACUAGUGUCUGCCAUCUCCCCUCACCCUCUUUGUGGCCACACCCACAUCAUAUGGAAGUUCCUGGGCUAGGGAUAAAAUCCAAGCUGCAGCCACGACCAAUGCCACAGCCACAGCAAGGCAGGAUCCAAGCCAUAAUGUGGCCCAUGCUGCGACUUGAAGCAACAGCAGAUUCUUAACCCACUAAGGGAGGACAGGGAUAGAACUCACGUCCUCACUGAGACAGUGUUGGGUCCUUAACCUGCUGAGCCACAAUGGGAAUUCUUCUAAAUAUUUUCUUAAUGUUUAUAAUGCUGCUGUCAAAUAGUUCAAGUCUUAUUAAAUGCAAAGAUUGAAAUAAAUUUUAGAAUUAAGAUUCACUUCUAGUUUGACUUAAUCACAAGUGAAGGCUAUGAAUUUCAUUUUUUUUUAAUUCUAAUCAAAGUUAGCUUGAUAUACUGUGGAGGAACUGUUCAAGUUACUCUCCUGCUGAGAUGAUGAUACUCCUGUAUUUAACUUUUCAUUUUGAAAAAUUUCAGACUUAACAAAACAUUGCAAAAAUAUUACAAAGUUUCCAUGUUCUCCAAAUGAUAACAUCUUAUAUAACCACAGGACAGUUCAUCAGAACCAGGGAAUUAACAUUAUUAAAAUUUUUAUAUCAUUGUAUACUACUGUUCUACAGACCUUAUUCAGAUUUCUUCACCAUUCACUCCAUUAAUGUCUCCCUAUUUGAAGAUUCACUUCAUUUUCACACAUUUAUUUGUCAUCUCUCCUCAAGCUCCUUUAACCUGUGACUCCAGUGUUUGUCUUUUAUGACUUGAGACAUUUUGAAAAGUAUAGGCCAGUCAUUUGUUAAAGAUCUCUAAAUUUGUGAUUUCCCUAAUGUUUCCUCAUGAUUAAAUUCAAUGUAUAUAUUCUUGGCAAGAAGGGACAGAACUGACGUGUCCUCAGUGCACUAGCAAACGCAUGAUGUCAAUUUGACCUCUUACUGGUAAUGUUAAUUUUGACCGUUUGGUUAGAGUGAUACCUGCCAGAAUUCCUUUGUGAUUAUCAAGUAUCUUAUGGGGAAAUUCUUCUAAGUAUCCUAUUUAUCAUACUUUUGCCCACUAAUUGGCAAGCUUUCAUGUUUUUUGCUCUUUGGGUUUUUUUCCCCCAUGAUUCUUUUCCUGAAACAAUUAGUGUAGGAUUUACCAAAUGGUGAUUUUCUAUUUUCUGUUUUCAUCACUCUAUUUUUAGUAAUUGAAAUUCUGUGAAGAUUUCUUUGCCAUUCUUUUUUUUUUUUUUGGCUGCACCUGCAGCGUGCAGAAGUUCCAGAGCCAGGGAUCAAACCUGUGCUACAACUGCGCCACCAGGGAACUCCAUUCUUUAACCAAUUAUUUUAUCCACAACAGGCCCUAGUAUUCUAUAUGUGAUAAUGCAUUACUACCAAUAUUUUGUUACUCAAAAUGUCCCAGAUUUGCCCCCUGCAAACCCCUUCCCAUUGACCUUUGUUUCUUUUUAACAUGUCCCCAUUCUUUUUUUUAAUACUUCCUAAAUUUCUGGCACCAGAAGAUAUUCUGGAUUUACCUUGUAUUUUCUCUUCUCUAACCUUGGAAUUUGAUCUGUAAGCAUCCAUGAUUCCUUUUAGAACCUAUUUAGAAACCAAAAUCUGCACGAAGUGUACUCAUUGGUAACUGAAGUGUCAUUGCUUCUAGCCUGGUUAACAGCUAGAAAGUAUAUGUAUGUGUGUAUAUAUGUACUAAUUUCUAUAUCUAUAUGUGUAUAUGUAUGUGUAUUAUUUAUAUAUAUAUUUCCAUGAGUUCAUAUAGAUAUUUCUAAUACCAGACCAACAUUCUGGUCUUCCUCCUUUAUUAGUCUUACCAACAGUAAGAAAUCUGACUUUGACUAACUAUAAUCUGUUGAUUUAUUUGAUUAAUUUCUAGAAUACACAUAAAGUAGUUUGAGAAUUAUGAAUUUAUAUAUUUCCCUAUGAAAAACUACUAACAUUUCCUUUUUAGUCUUAAGCGUUUAUAAUAAAAAUAUUGUUCUACAAAGUUCUGUAAGUUCUUUUCUCUGUUCCCCUUUUCAUAUGGUUGUGUUACUUUUGUUUGGAUUUGUGUUCCCCAUGAACUAUAUACCCUGUGUUUUUGGAGAUCUUUCCCAAAAAAAAUCUUUAGGAGUUCCCAUCAUGGCUCAGUGGUAAUGAACCCAGCUACUAUCCAUGAGGACUCGAGUUCAAUCCCUGGACUCUCAGUGGGUUAAGGAUCCAGGGUUGCUGUGAGCUGUGGUGCAGAUCACAGAUGCGGCUCAGAUCCAGCGUUGCUGUGGUGUAGGCCAGCAGCUGUAGCUCUGAUUCGACCCCUAGCCUGGGAAUUUGGAUAUGCUGUGAAUACAGCCCUAAAAAAAAAAAAAAAAAAAAAAAAAAAAAAUUAACAGCUAUAUAGUACUCCCAUCGUGUGAAUGUACCAAAAGCAAUGCAAUUACUCUUCCAUGUAUGGGUAUUUAGGUCAUUUCUAAUGCUUUGCCAUCACAAUGCUGUAAUUGAAUAACCUGUGCUUGUGUAUUUUCAUAUUGGAAUGAAUUUCCCUUCAGGUAAAUUCCUAGAAUUAAGAUGCUGUGUCAAAAUAUAAGUGCUUAUCUACUCUUGUUUGGUUUUGUCAAAUUCUCCCCCAAAAGGAUUGUACCAGUUUGUUGUCCCACUAGAAAUGUAUGAGAGUGCCUCUUCCCACAGCCUUGCCAUUAGAAUAUGUUCGUCAUGCUUUUUAAUUUUUACCAAAUCUGAUAGGUUAAAAAAAAAAUGUUAUUUUAGGAAGAUCCUAUAUGGUGCAGGGAUUAAGGACCUGGGAUUGCUACAGUUGUGGCACAGGUUUCACCUGCAGUGAAGGUUCAAUCACUGGUCUGGGAACUUCCACAUUCCACAGGUGAGGUCAAAAGAAAAAAAAAAAAGCCAUUUUAAAAUAAUUUUAACUUGCAUCUCUAGCUAUGAGUGAGAUUGGAUAUCUUUUCAUAUGUUUAAGGGUUAUUUGAAUAUUGAAUAUCUUUAUGCAUAGCUUUCAUUCCCAUUUUACUAUUGGGUCUUUGUUUUCAUAUUUUAAGAAUUCAUCAUAUGGUAACUUUAUUCUUGCUGUAAGUUUUAAAUAGUUUCUCCCAGUUAUUUGUUGUCUUUUGGUUUUCAUUAUGGUGUUUUUUUUAAGGCAAAAGGCUUUCUUUUUUUAUUUUUUAUUUUUUUGUCUUUUUGCCUUUUUCUAGAGCCGCACCCAUGGCAUAUGGAGGUUCCCAGGCUAGGGGUCCAAUUGGAGCUACAGCUGCCGGCCUACACCACAGCCACAGCAGUGCCAGAUCCGAGCCAUGUCUGUGACCUACACCACACAGCUCAUGGCAAUGCUGGAUCAUUAACCGACUGAACAAGGCCAGAGAUUGAACCCGCAACCUCAUGGUUCCUAGUCAGAUUCGUUAACUACUGAGCCACAACAGGAACUCCCCCCUCUUUUUUUUUUAAUAUAGUGAACUUUGUUAAUCUUUAUUGCCUUUCAGUUUUGUUAAUAGUUGGAAAGCCUUUCUCUGUACUGAGGUUAAAGAUGUAUUCACCCUUACUUUCCUAGUGCUUAUAUUGUUUCAUUUUAAAAUUUAAAUAGAUUCCUGAAUCAUUUGGAGUAUAUUCUUAUGUAUUUGUGAGAUUGGGGUCUAAUUUCAGUUAACUUCCAUUUUUAUGAUAUUAAGCCAUCCUAAUCGAAAGCAGUCUGCUAUUGUGUUUUUCAGGAGAGUUAAAUUUGUUUUCAUAUGGGUUUUGCGUAUUGUUCAGCUUCUUCCUAAGUAAUCAUCUUUGUUGCUAUUAAAAUGAGCUUUUUCUCUCUAUCAUUAUGUACUUGUUAUUGUUUCAGGAUAUGAAGGCAAUUUCUGUAUGUUAAUUCUGUAUCUUGCUACCUAAGUAAACUCUUUAUUGUUUGAGUUUUAUUGAUUCUCAAGAAUUUUCCAGGUGUACCAUCAUAUCACCUGCAAAUAGAGAUGGCUUUACUUUA